AGAUCACAGCUUGAAAACAACUUUGGCAACAACUUUGUGAUGAAUCAUCCACCCAUUUUCUUUCCAUAUCAGAACAUAAAAUCGUAGACAUCUAUCGUUUUAGAAAGCAAGACAUGUUUUGAGAAAAUAAAAACCCGAGGAGGUCAUCUUGUCAAAGACAUUCAAGAAUCGAUAAAAAGAUGGAAGAUAUGCAUAAAGAAAAUGGAAACAUUAUUUCAUUAAAAAUACGAACAUACAAUGUAAACUUGGUCAGUAAAUUAUAAAAGUCUUCAACAAUGGCUACAAAUGACUCGUAUGGUGGAUAUGAACAAGAGAGAUUUGCCGAUAAAGUUCAUCCAAGAUUUGAAUGUCCUAUAUGUUUUAAAAUAUUUAAAGAUCCUGUUCAAUGUCCAAACGAACAUUAUUUCUGUCGCACUUGUAUCGAAAGAUACUUGUUAACUUCUGAUAAAUGUCCUGAAUGUCGAUGUCAUCUCACUAAGGAGACAUUACAGGAUAUAGCUAGAUUUGUCACCAAAAUGUUAGAAGAUCUUGAUAUUCGUUGUGUGAAUGCCAACCGUGGUUGUCCUGAAAUAGUGAAGCUUCAAUUUCUCCAACGUCAUGAGGAGAACUGUGGUUAUUCACCAACACCUUGUAGAAAUGAAGGUUGUGACGAAGUCCUUAAUAAAAACGAGAUUGAAGAACAUGAAAUAGAACGAUGUGAGUUCCGUCUCAUCGAUUGUGAAGAAUGCAAAAUGAUGCUUGUGUUCAGAUACAGACGAUCUCAUUCAUGUUUCUUGAAGAAAGAGAUUGACGAUUUGACCAAAAGAUUGGAGAUGUUUCAAAAGAUGUUUCAAAAGCAAAUGAAGCUGAAUCGUGAUGAAAUGGUGACUCAUGUUGAAGAGCAAAUGAGGUUAAGUCGUAAUGAAAUGACGUUUCUUACAACAGAAACGACAGAAAGAUGUAAUUUUCUUACGGGAAAAAUAAAGAUUUAAUGUUUUUGGAGGAAGAGAUGGAGAGAAUCGUUUGAAUUCUGUCGAGUCUUUCAACUGGGAUUCAAAUUGUUGGCAACAGGAAC
Molecule: messenger RNA, 1054 nt
Organism: Xenia sp. Carnegie-2017
Lineage: Eukaryota; Metazoa; Cnidaria; Anthozoa; Malacalcyonacea; Xeniidae
Product: E3 ubiquitin-protein ligase PDZRN3-B-like
Exons: 1
Coding region: 276-971 (231 amino acids)
Molecular function (GO): zinc ion binding
Source: RefSeq, a predicted model, not a curated record